UUGCUGCGUGGAGGCCUUGCCUUAGUGUCUGAUUUAUGGCGUUACCCGAAGUAGUUGCCGUCUCAGACCUGAUAAAUGGCACAAAAACUUGUCCAGUUUCUCAGCCCGAGCCCUCACGUGACGUGAAACAUCUCAGCGUGUGCUCCAGGGAGCACGAUGCUUUAAUCCGAGGGUUUCCUGUGCCAGGGACCCCGCUCAGGAUGACGCCACGGGUGCGGGUGGACCCUGCGAGUUCAGCCACAAAGUAACCAUGCCGGUCUCAGAGCCACAUAAGAAGUCACUGGAGCUGUCACGGCACACCUCGAGGCGUGUGGAGCUGGUGUGGUUGCAGGCUGGCUCCUGGCGGGACCCACAGCGGGCCCGCACGUGGACACAGGGAACUCUUACCUUUGUGGCUACUUGAAGAUUAAAGGCCUCACCGAGGAUUUAUUUUAUUUAUUCGAAAGAGUUACAGAGAGAAGUAGAGACAAAGAGAGAGGUCUUCCAUCUGCUGGUUCACUCCUCAAAUGCCGCAACAGCUGGAGCUGUGCUGAUCUGAAGCCAGGAGCUAGGAGCUUCCUCCAAGUCUCCCACGUGGAUGCAGGGGCCCAACCACUUGGCCAUGGAAUGACUUUUUUUUUAAAGAUUUAUUUAUUUAUUGGAAACUCAGAGUUACAGAGAGAGAGGAGAGCCAGAGAGAGAGAGAUCUUUCAUCUGCUGGUUUACUCCCUAGUUGGCUGCAGUGGUCAGAGCUGUACCAAUGCAAAGUCAGGGGCUUCAUCAGUGUCUCCCACCUGGAUGCAGGGGCCCAAAGACUUGGGCCAUCUUCUACUGCCUUCCAAGGCCGUAGCAGAGAGCUGGAUCAGAAGUGGAGCAGCUGGGUCUCUAACCGGCACCCAUAUGGGAUGCUGGCGCUUAAGGCCAAGGCAUUAUCCCACUGAGCCACGGCGAUGGCCCCCCUGAAGACUUUAUGUAUUUAUUUAUUUUUUGACAGGCAGUGUGGACAGUGAGAGAGAGAGAGAAAAAAAAAGGUCUUCCUUUUUGCCGUUGGUUCACCCUCCAAUGGCCACCGUGGCCAGAGCGCAGUGGCCGGUGCACAGCGCUGAUCCGAAGGCAGGAGCAAUGUGCUUCUCCUGGUCUCCCAUGGGGUGCAGGGUCCAAGCAUUUGGGCCAUCCUCCACUGCACUCCCGGGCCACAGCAGAGAGCUGGCCUGGAAGAGGGGCAACCGGGACAGAAUCCGGCACCCGAACCGGACAAGAACCCGAGAGGCUGGCACCACAGGCAGAGGAUUAGCCUAGUGAGCCGCAGCACUGGCCCCCUGAAAGACUUUUUUAAAAGUAUCCAUCUGGACUUUGGACACAGUGCUUACCAUAAAUGCAAAGCGUACCAGGAAGGCUGAACAUUCUACAGCCCUGAAGAAGACUAAAGUACCUCCCGUGCUCCAUGAGGGGGUACUUUCACAACCAGACCAGGUUCAGGCUCAGCAUCCAACCCUGACAGAAGUCACAGUUCAACCUUUUGAUGUAGAACUUACCCUAACUCCAGAAUCCGUUGUGGAGGGUGAACCACUCCCAACCAUGCAGGAGACUUCAGGGCAGCCUCCAGGGCCACAUAAUGAAGUGGUCUGUCAGCCUCCAGUUUAUUAUGAGAUGGUAGUUCCAAAACCAAGUCAAGAUCAAACUCCGCAUCCAAUGUCACCCAGUGCCACAGCUGAACCUUCGAAGUUAGAGUCAACCAUAACUCAGGUACCCACUACACAGGAUGAACAUUCUACAGCCUCCAAGUCUAUAUCUCCUCCUCCUUAUCCAAUGUACCCUGAGGUGACAUUUUCACCUCCAGUCCAGAUUCAGACUCAGUAUACAAACCUGCCUCAAGUCACAGUCAAGCCUCUGGACCUGGAAAUUACCCAAACUCCACAACGUACUACAGAGGCUACACCUUCUACUACCAUGCAAAUGACCCUAACUCAGUCUACAGAGCCACUAAAGGAGCUCGUAACUCAGUCCCCAGGGGACAAUGAGAUGACAGUUCCAACAGCAGGUCAGCAUCAAGCUCAGCACCCAACAUCACCCAGUGUCAUAGCUCAGCCUUCCAAGAUGGAGCUUACCAUAACUCUGGUACCCACUGCAAAAGCUGGCCAUUCUCCAUCCCUGAAGAAGACUACAGAUCUGCAUCCAGGCCAGGUUCAGACUCAGCACUCAACCCUAACUGAAGUCACAGAUCAACCCCUGAAUGCGGCUGCCACCAUAAAUGUCUGUGAGCUCUGCACCUGCAAAGAUGAGACACUUUCGUGCACUGGCCUCAGCCCAGUGCAGAAGCUUCACAGAGUUCCUGUACCAGAGCCCAACAGCUACAACGGCACCUUCAGCAUAUUAGAUUUAUCCUGCAACAAAAUGGAGUCUAUCGAAAGACGUGCAUUUGAGUCACUCCCUUUUUUGCAGUCUAUAAAUCUUGGUUGCAAUUUACUGACAGAACUGAGCUUUGGGACAUUUCAGGCGUGGCAUGGAAUGCAGUUUUUGCACAAUGUAAAUCUCAAUCGUAAUCCUCUGACAAAUGUUGAAGAUUCGUAUCUUUUUAAACUGCCAGCAUUAAAAUAUCUAGACUUGGGAACAACACAAGUACCACUUACCACAGUUGAGAACAUUCUCAUGAUGACCCUUCAACUGGAAAAACUAAAUUUCCAAGGAAACUCGAUUUCUUUCAUUGAUGAAAAUGUAUGGAAAGCAUACCGCUGGGCUGAGACACUAAUCCUCAGUGAAAAUGACUUGACUGAAUUACAUAAGGACUCAUUUGAAGGCCUGCUGUCCCUCCAACACUUAGAUUUAUCCUGCAAUAAAAUAGAGUUUAUCGAAAGACGUGCAUUUGAGUCACUCCCUUUUUUGCAGUCUAUAAAUCUUGGUUGCAAUUUACUGACAGAACUGAGCUUUGGGACAUUUCAGGCGUGGCAUGGAAUGCAGUUUUUGCACAAUGUAAAUCUCAAUCGUAAUCCUCUGAAAAACGUUGAAGAUUCGUAUCUUUUUAAACUGCCAGCAUUAAAAUAUCUAGACUUGGGAACAACACAAGUACCACUUACCACAGUUGAGAACAUCCUCAUGAUGACUCUUCAACUGGAAAACCUGAUCUUACCCAGCCAUAUGGCCUGCUGCCUCUGCCAAUUUAAACAUACUAUCGAGGUUGUCUGCAACACCGUCAAGCUUCACUGUGACAAUGAAUGCCUGCCAAAUACGACACAUUGCCUUGAAGAAGCAUCUAUAGGGAACCCAAAGGGGGCAUUCAUGAAGAUAUUGCAAGCCCGGAAGAACAACACCAGCAAGCAGCUGACUAUUGAGCCAGGGAACCCAGUAUCAGAGAGAAACAGCGUGGACUUCCCAGGCCGCAUGAGUGAACAGCGGGACUUCAACGAUGAAAGUGACAUUAUUAGUGCACUGAAUUACAUAUUGCCUUAUUUCUCAGAGGAAAAUCUACAAAAUGUAGAAUCAACAUUAUUACCAUUCAUUACACUGCUUUUUUCAUAAACUGCCCCGUCACAGGAGAACAGCCUGGCAACCAUGCCAAGUGUGGGGUACAGGCUGCAGAGAGUGAAAAAAGUCAUCAAGGGGCAAAGCUUACGGGAAAGGCACCUCCAGGAGAUGAGGAAGAGCCUCGGGAGGAGACGGGGCACCUGGCCCUUUGCGGAGAGCAUUGGGGGAAGAAGGCUUGGGAGAGCAGGCUCCAGGGAGCUGAAGGAGCUUCAAGUGGCUCAGAGGCCCAGGCAGGUGGCCGGAAACUCCUUGCACACGGAGCCCUUGCUCACAAAGGAACGUGAGGCUGCAGCCCCCUCUUUCCUGAAGAAACACAUCCUGGGCAGGCCUUCUACCUCCCCUGCAAAAUCUCUCUCUGAGAUCAACAACAAAGGAAAAGACUUAACCUACACCAUUUUUGUCUUAGAAGAUGCCAAUGCUAGAGCUAAAAAUAAGGCGGCAGGGAAACCAAUCUGGCAUUCCAGACAGAAUUACCGCUUUCAUAAAACUCACUCUCACCUGGUCCUCCGAACCCCCAAGGCCAAACUGAGUCGGAAGUUCAGAAGGAAAAAUUCCCUCAACAGGCAGAUGGCUGGGAAGAGGCCUCUGUUCCCUGCACUGCGGAGUCUCAUAAACUCCCCCUCCAGGGAGGCUUUCUCAUCCCCCAGAGGCCUGCAUUCUCAGGGGAGUCCUCCUCUGAGAGAACCUUCUAUAGAAGACACUAGGGAGGAAAACCAUUCCGGAGGGCGUGUUUUUGAAGAAAACAUUUUGCCAGAAAACACCACUGCACAUGAAGAAACGCUCCCUGGCGACAAAAUGCACACAGAUCCUUCAGCUACAGAUUCUGCUGGGACCGAGUUCGACCUAAUGCCGACUGUGGACCAAACCAAGGAAACACAGUGGGAAUACCCCAGCGAGGGCACUGAAGCCCCCACCAUGCCCGUAGGCUUCACCUACCCCGUGAUGCUGUCCCAGGGAGAACAGUUUGAAAUUCAGCUGAAUCAGCAGCUACAGUCCCUCAUCCCCAACACUGACGUGAGAAGGCUCAUUUCUCACGUCAUCCGCACUCUGAAAAUGGACUGCUCUGAGGCCCAGGUGCAACUGCCCUGUGCCAAGCUCAUCUCCAAAACAGGCAUCCUGAUGAAGCUCCUCAGUGAGCAGCAGGAAGAAAAGAUAGCCAAGGAAGAAUGGGACACAGAGCAGUGGAGGACCGAGACCUAUAUCAAUGAGAGUACAGAAGCCCCGAGUGGACAGAAAGAGCAGGAGUCGAGUAAGGUGAGGACAGGAGACCUGCACUUUCCCAUCCCUUCUCGCAAAAGGAGCUCAAGAACACGCUAUCACAACAAGCUCAUCGUGGCAAUAUCUUUGACGGCAGUGGUCACAAUGCUGGUUAUCAUCUUCUGUCUCAUUGAGGUAGGGACGACUCAUUCAGGUUGCCAGAGUGCAUCCUUCCUUUGUAAUAGAUUCGGAAUCCACAGACUGUACAUCAAUGCCACUUUCCACGUACCAUGAGCUGACCUUCCUCUUUAGCCACCAAGACCGAGAUGCGCUUUACUCUUUCCCUUGAAAAGCACAUUCCACAGAUUUUUAAAGGAACCCCACUUGUGGGAAAUCUCUGUGCAACUGGAACCGAGAUAACAAGGGACUGGACAUUUGGAGAGGUUAAGUGUAAGAAGGCCAGAGUAAAGUGGCAGAAGUUCUCCAAAAUUGUGUCAGGGAUUUGAUGUACUCUCUUCUACCACUGAUUUCUUUCCUCAUUGCUGAAACGAUGAGAUUAUAUACUCUCCACCCUCGAGGAACUGUCUCUGCCCUUGGGAGAAAGGAUGCAGCCAAAAGACAAAAGUAUUGUCUUACAGAGUCAUUAGAUCUACAUAGCAUCCCACUGCUCCAAUGUCUAAGACUUUGUCUAAAUGAGUUCAGCUGAUGCACUGCAGCUGAUUCCUGCAUCAAGCUGCUCUAAGAUGUGUUCCCUCCCUGGAGCUUGCCUGCACCCUCCCACACAGCCCAGUGUUUUCACAGUCCCACCACACAAGGCUCCCACAGCCACAAGCACCCAGCCCCCUGUCAAUUCUCCCAGAGUCUGGCAUCUCCUCUAGGUUGGUUUCUGGGUUCACGGUCACUAGCUGGAGCAGCUGUUACGUAUCUCCAAAAUGGUGCCUGCCCUCUCUUGGCUAGUUACAGCAUGCCAGUGCCUGAGGUCGGGCAGAGAGAAACGUGAACUCCCCCACUUUUUUUUGCUCUAGGUUGGCAGGUACAUCAUCCCCCACAGAGCUCCAAGCCAGACCCAUGCCAGGCUUUUCCCACAGCUUUAUUGCCAGUGGCUUGAGCUGUUGCAGUAUGGUCUUGCCUCAUUCCAAAGCUGGUGCUGAGGCUCUCAGCUGCUGGGGUCUCAAACUGUGCAAGUCCACACCCUCCACAUAGGUCCACAGCGUCCAUCCAAUUUGCAUGGAGUUUCCUCUACCAUUUUCUCCCUAAACCUUCCCUGAGAUUGCACUCCUUCCACUUUUUUUUAACUAUCCACCCCUAGACUAGAGCAGCAAGCUGCCUCCCUAUGCCACCAUCUUGAAAAAUCCCUGAGAUGUGAUGAUUUUAAAUAGCCCUUGUGUGAACUGUUGAAGAACAGUGAAUUUUUUUCUUCAUACUAGUUGUUGAACAUUUUACUUAGUGUAGGGUUAAUCUUAUGAGUAUAAUGUUAACUGAAAAUAGAUCUUCAUAAAAAAUAAGAAUGGAAAUAGGAGAGGGGGGAAGAAUAAGGGAUGGGAGUGUGGGCAGGAGGGAGGGUAAGGUGGAAAGUAUCACUAUGUUCCUGAAUCUGUAUACAUGAAAUCUGUCUAUCUUCAAUGAAAGUUUUUUAAAAGACAUGCCUAG
Molecule: messenger RNA, 6348 nt
Organism: Oryctolagus cuniculus (rabbit)
Lineage: Eukaryota; Metazoa; Chordata; Mammalia; Lagomorpha; Leporidae
Source: RefSeq, a predicted model, not a curated record